AUGAGUUCAGAAAGAGCCUCUUCAUCGUUUCCUUCAUCAACUUCCAAAUGGGAAUAUGAUGUCUUUCUUAGUUUUAGAGGUGAAGAUACCAGGAAGGGUUUUACAAACACCUUAUACAAUUCAUUGGUAGAUCAGGGAAUAAGAACUUUCAUGGAUGACCGUGAGCUCCAAAAAGGGAAAUCCAUUUCUCCGGAACUUUUCACUGCAAUUGAAGAAUCAAAUAUUGCACUCGUCGUACUCUCACUAAAUUAUGCAUCUUCAGCAUGGUGCUUGGAUGAACUUUUGAAGAUUCUUGAGUGCAUGGAAGCUAGGAAUACAAUUUAUCCAAUAUUCUAUAAUGUCGAUCCCUGUGAAGUGAGACGACAAACUGGAAAUUUUGCAGAAGCCUUCACCAAACAUGAAGAGAGACUGAGCGACGACACAGAGAAGGUGCAAAAAUGGAGAGCUGCUCUAACAAAAGUGUCAAACUUCUCUGGGUGGAAUUCAAAGGACUACAGGUAUGAAUCGGAGCUCAUCAAGAAAAUUGUUGCUGAAGUAAGGAUGCAAUCACGCCCAACAUUGUUUAGUUCAAUGGAGAACCUAGUUGGGAUUGAUUCAAGAGUAGAAGCAGUUAAUUCGCUUUUAGGUGUAGGGAUGAAUGAUGUUCACUUUAUAGGGAUAUGGGGAAUGGGUGGAAUUGGUAAGUCAACUAUUGCCAAAGUACUCUUUGAUCGAAUCUCUCAUCAAUUUGAGUUCAGGGACUUUAUUUCUAAUGUUAGACGGAAUGUUGAAACAAGUGGUCUGGAUCAGUUACAAAAGAAACUUAUUUCUAGGAUGCUGGGGAAAGAGACUGACGUAUGUAGUUUGGAGGCGGGAGCCACAACGAUAAGAAGAUUUCUACGUCCGAGAAAGGUGCUUCUCGUUCUUGAUGAUGUCAAUCAUUCGGACCAGUUGGACUGUUUGGCUGGAAAGGAAGAUUGGUAUGGUUUUGGAAGUGUAGUUAUCAUUACAACUAGAGAUGCUCACCUGUUGGUUAAACAUGGAGUGGUGAGAAGAUCUGAGGUCCAGGUUCUAAAUACAGAUGAAGCUCUUCAGCUUUUUAUCCAGCACGCCUUCAGAAAAGGUUACCCUGAGCAAAGCUACCGUGAUUUGUCUAAUCAAUUUGUGAAGUAUGCCAAAGGUCUUCCUCUAGCUCUUAAAGUCUUGGGUUCUUUUUUGCAUGGGAGAGAUAUACCUGCGUGGGAGAGUGCGUUGGCAAAAUUGAGAAAAGUUGGGAAUGCUGAAAUUUUUGAGGCACUUAAAAUAAGUUAUGAUGGUCUAGAUGACCAUGAGAAGAGUAUCUUCCUAGACAUUGCAUUGUUUCACAUUGGAUGCAAAAAACAGACAGUAAUGCAUUUACUGGACGCAUGUGACUUUGCUGCAACUAUUGGAAUUGAUGUACUUGAGAAGAGAUCUCUCUUAACUAUAGAUGCUGGCAUUCUACAAAUGCAUGAUUUGCUCAGAGAAAUGGGCCUAGAAAUUGUUCGCCGAGAAUCUCCUGAUGAUCCAGGCAAGCGAAUUAUCAGCCUAGAGAACUUACGAAUACUUGAAAUGUGCCAUAGCCAAAUUGAAUAUCUGUGGGAGGGUAAAAAGCAGUUAAAAAGUUUGAAACACAUCGUCCUCAGUCACUCUUUAAAUCUUUGCAAGACCCCGGACUUCAGUGGUUGUCCAGAUCUUGAAUAUUUGAAUCUUGAAGGUUGUAUACAGCUGUACGAGGUUGAUUCAUCCGUUGGAUUCCUUAAAAGACUUACUAUGAUGCACUUGAAGGGUUGCAAAAACCUUAGGCUUCUUCCAAGCAGUGUAUCUGGCUUAAAAUCACUGAAAAUUCUUGAUCUUAGUGAUUGCUCGAAGCUUGAGAAGUUACCAGAAGACUUCGGUCAUUUAGAGAUUCUGGAAGAGCUUUAUGUGAAUCGAACUGCCCUGAGAGAACUGCCUCCAUGCAUGGGUCUUCAGAAUCUCAAAAUAUUAUCGUUUUAUGGAUGUACAGGACCACCGAUAUCUAAGUUGCUGCCUUCCUUUGCUGGUUUACAUUCUUUAACAGAACUGAAUUUGUCGCGCUCUAAUCUUUUGGAAGGAGCUAUCCCUGAUAAUAUCGGCUGUCUAUCCUCUUUAAAGGAACUAUAUCUAGCUGGUAACCAAUUUGUUACCCUUCCGGUGAGCCUCAGUCAACUUCACAGGCUUGAACUUCUUUUUUUGAAUAAUUGCCCGAACCUUCAAAGAUUACCAAAGCUUCCGUCUCGUGUACUAGUGAGUGCUAGAGAAUGCCUUUCAUUGGAGAAAGUGCCAGAACAUCUGUCAAGGGCAAAUUUUUUAUAUUGUUUGAAACUGGCGAAGUGUACAAGUGUGGCAUUCACAUCAAUGAAGCGACACCUUCAGGAAGUAUCUCAGUACCUUAAGGAAGAAGCCAGGGACACACCGUUUAGGUUCGUUAUUCCUGGAAAUGAAAUUCCGGAGUGGUUUGAUCAAACUGUGACUGCUCCCCUAAGUAUAAAUCUGCAUCCAGAUUCGUUUUGUAAGGAGUUUGUGGGAUUUGCGCUCUGUUUUGUUUUUGCAGUACAUGGACACCGCCAGUUCCCACCGGUUUCGAAUUAUUGGCAUCAAAUUACUUGCAUUGUGAAAGUAGAUGGACAAGAGAAAUCUAACGAACAUUUUAAGUUCGACCAUCCGCUUGGACGAGCUGUGCCAGAUCACCUUUGGUUUUCUUACCACAAUGAUAUAUCUUCGUAUUUUCGUCGUGCAGAUACAACAGAGUCGAAACAAAUUGAAUUUUCAUUUCGUGUCAAGGGCCAAGGCUUGGUUGUCAAGAAAUAUGGGGUACGUUUAGUAUAUAAACAAGAUGUGGCAGAGGUUAACCAAAGCAACGUUGCCCUUUCUAAUGAGGCUUUGGAAAUUCCUCUUUCUGAUUCGGAGAAAGCAGCAGUUGUAUCUCAUGCCAUUCCCAAGCGAGGCCUUCCUCCUCACUCUCAAGGAGGCGGACCUAGUGGAGGUGGUUUUUCUUUUUAUAAAGAACCUCAGCCAGAUCGUUUGGAAAGAUUAAAGUCUGCGUGUGCUAGGGUUAAGGAGCCCCUCCUCCCUUCAUACCUAUGUGAUCUAAUUAAGUCUCAUCCCAAUAAACUGAAAAUGUUGGAAGAGCAUCGGAAGACAGCUCACUCAUGA
Messenger RNA from Fragaria vesca subsp. vesca, 3174 nucleotides. Its product is annotated as TMV resistance protein N-like. The record is from RefSeq and is a predicted model, not a curated record. Gene Ontology annotation, molecular function: protein binding; ADP binding. The transcript has 5 exons. The coding region runs from base 1 to 3174 and encodes 1057 amino acids. Gene Ontology annotation, biological process: signal transduction; defense response. Lineage: Eukaryota; Viridiplantae; Streptophyta; Magnoliopsida; Rosales; Rosaceae.